Molecule: messenger RNA, 2076 nt
Organism: Guillardia theta CCMP2712
Lineage: Eukaryota; Cryptophyceae; Pyrenomonadales; Geminigeraceae
Exons: 5
Coding region: 27-1442 (471 amino acids)
Molecular function (GO): protein binding
Source: RefSeq, a predicted model, not a curated record
AGUUGGCAGAGGAUGAUGCUGAAGUGAUGGAGGACGAGGAGGGAGGUUCUAACAGCUCUCACAAUAGUCACCGCGAGCAUGGAGGUUCCCCACUAGAAGCCAACGAGGUGAAUGCUGAGAGAAAUUCGGAGGAGGUGGGGCAGACGGAAACAAAGGCAGCCAUGAAGACUUCUGAGGACAAGAAGGAGGAGAAGAAGGAGAGAAUACUAUGGGAUCCCACGGGACGAGAUGCUAAGACGAUAGAGCGAGCGAAGAAGCUGAAGGAGGAAGGAGACUCAAAGUUCAAGCGAUCUCUGUUCGAGGACGCCAUGCAACUGUAUUCUGAUGCGCUGGUGACCCUGAGUGAGGACAUUGGGUACGAGGAGGAGCGGCUGGUAUGCCUGUCCAACAGAGCUGCUUGUGGCAUGCAGGUGCGGGACUACUCGCAGGUGGUGAGGGACUGCAGCCUUGUGCUCGAGGACGAUGAGAAGAACCUCAAGGCGCUGGCUCGUCGCUGCCUCGCCUACGAAGGGCUCGAGAAGUUUGCGAGAGCUGCUGAGGACGCAAGGACAGUGUUGAGCAUCGAGUACGCGAGCGGCGCUCCUCUCUCGGCCUUGGGCAUGCGAGUGAAGGACUGCCUGCAGCGAUGUAAGCGACUGUGCCCUGAGCUCGAGGGCGUCAAGAUCCCCUUGCUGGAUCCCAAGAGCUGCACGGCAGGAGGAGGCUCAGGCUCGCAAAGAGCAGCUCAGCAGGAGGUGGCAAAGACAGCAAGAAGCAGCGAAACAAAGGAUGACAAGCAAGCGAACGAGGAGGCCAGGAGGGUGAAGCCAGAGGAGGGACGAAAGGGUGGGAAGGCAGCGGAAGAAGGGAGGAGCAACAAGAGAGUCAUCGAGGAAGACACCAGCAAAGAAAAAGAGGAGGGGAAGGGUAAGAAGAUAGAGGAGGAGGGGAAGGGUAAGAAGGUGGAGGAGGAGGGGAAGGGUAAGAAGAUAGAGGAGGAGGGGAAGGGUAAGAAGGUGGAGGAGGAGGGGAAGGGUAAGAAGGUGGAGGCGGAAGGAAGGUCUUCCAAGUGGAAGGAGGCGGAGGACAGCAAGGUCAAAGGCAACCUCGCCUUCAAGGCUGGGAAGUAUCAGCUGGCCCUGAUGCAUUACUGCGCUGCCAUUGAGCUGGUCGGCCAUCAUCCCACGUACUCCACCAACCUUGCAGCCACCUACCUGGCGCUCAAGGACUAUGAGAACGCUCGCGUGAGCUCGGAGGCGGCGAUGGCAGUGGACGCUUCCUACCCCAAGGCCUUCUACCGCCAUGCGCAGGCGCUGGAGGGACUGGGAAGGCUGCCGGAGGCCCUUGAGACGAUCGAGAAGGGGCUGCGGCUGCUGCCGGAAAGCGAACAGAUGAAGGAGAUGAAGGAGGCAUCGGAUGGAAGAGAUCGAGUCAGCGGAGGCAAAGGCUCUCAAGAAGAUUAAGGAGAUGCAGGAGAUAAAACCCUCAGAGCUCGCAAGGCAGCCAGAAAAGGAGCGGAAGGAAUCUAAGAAGGCGGAGGAGGAAGGAGGAAGGAAAGACUUGAGCUGUCCUACCAGCGGUGUGCAGCUCAAGAGAACCUUGAAGGGUCUCAAGAAGGACCUGCCCUCCGUGCUCGCCCUGCUCACCAUCAUUCCGGUGAACCAGUUUGCUCGCCUCAUGAGCUCGGGGAUUGAGGAGGAAGACCUCGUGCUCUUCGUUGACGCCAUCGCUGAACACGGACUGAAGUCACCCACCACCUCCUUCAAGAUCUUGCAAGGGAUUUCCAAGGUCUCUCGGAUCAAGAUUGCUUGUGCCAUGUUGGACAAGAAGGUUCUAAAAUCCUCUUUCUCUAUCCUUCCAUCCGUCCGUCCCUCGUCCCCCUUCAUACCUUCCUCUCCCUUCCUCUCUCCUUCCUUCGUCUGAAUAUCUCGACAGGCCUCAAGAACUCUUCAGUCCGUCUUUCUCCACCUUCAUCCUUCCAAGGCUGCCGAGGUGGAGCAGAUCGACUACGACGUGCAGGCCUGGGCGCUGGUGCGAGAAUCGUUUGGAGUGUGAAGACGAGAAGCAUUGUAGAAUAAAGAAACACCACGAGUUACG